AUGGUUCAUAAGCAUGCAUUUGAAGCAUUAGAUAGAAGUAUGAACGAUAUUUUCAAUACUCGACGCAGUGGUGACUCACAUAUUCUUUUUGGGGGUAAGGUAAUUAUUUUUGGAGGAGAUUUCAGACAGAUUCUGCCGGUUAUUCCCAACGCAGGUAGACAAGACAUCGUAAAUGCAUCAUUAAGUUCAUCUUACAUUUGGGAAAAAUGCAAAGUCCUAAGGUUAACUAGGAACAUGAGGCUAACUGCAAACAGUGAGAGUUCAAAAAUUGAACAAACAAGGGAUUUUGCAAAAUGGAUUUUGGACUUAGGAGAAGGAAAAGAUGGAAGUGAUAAUGAUGAAGAAGAAAAGGAGUACUUAAGUUCAGAUACGCUAUGUGAAUCAGAGCACCUUCAUGAUGAGUUUGAUAAAACUUUGUACUCUCCUGAUGUUUUAAACGGUCUUAAAUUAUCAGGGAUACCAAACCAUAAGAUUUUACUAAAAGUUGGUGUUCUUAUCAUGGUACUCAGGAAUAUUGAUCAGAAAUCUGGAUUAUGUAAUGGAACUAGACUGCAGGUGUUAACAUUGGGAAAUCGAGGGAUAGAAGCACAGGUUAUAUCUGGAAGCAAUAUUGGAAGUCGUACAUUCAUUCCAAGAAUGUCUUUAACACCUACAGACAAAAGGAUACCAUUCAAAUUUCAAAGGAGACAGUUUCCAAUUGCUAUCGACACAGAGUCACUGCAGCUACAUCGUAGAACCUAUGUUUACGGAAGGAUCAUUCAGACGUGUGAUUCUGAAUAA
Cynara cardunculus var. scolymus (artichoke) is the source of this 780-nucleotide messenger RNA. RefSeq lists its product as uncharacterized. Gene Ontology annotation, molecular function: DNA helicase activity. Gene Ontology annotation, biological process: DNA repair; telomere maintenance. Lineage: Eukaryota; Viridiplantae; Streptophyta; Magnoliopsida; Asterales; Asteraceae. Bases 1 to 780 code for a protein of 259 amino acids. The record is from RefSeq and is a predicted model, not a curated record. The transcript is spliced from 3 exons.